AUGAACAUGAAACAGGGGUGUCUGCAGGGCUGGCAAACUGGGGAUGGCACUUUGCCCAGCACCUGCGGACAGGUGACUGGUGUUUUGGGGUGAUCUGGUGCUGGAGGGUGACGCUGAUGCUAGUUAGACCCUAGAACAGGCAAUCUGGAAAUUCAGAGGGCUAUGGGAGCCACCCUGGCACCCUGGCAUUCCCAGUGCCAUCCGCAGCACAGCACAGCACAGCUCCCCACAGGAUACCCAGCCCGGCUGGUUCAUAGGGUGCUGCUGCUCUCUGCACCAAGGGAUCCCUUCCUACAGCACAGCCAGAGACGCCCCAGCUGCAUUUUUCCCUGUCUCCUCACUGACACAACCAUCAUCCCACCUGCUGGGUGGGGAAUGGAUGGAAACACCCCUCUGGCACACAGCAGCUUGAAUUGCUUUAUGAGAGAGACAAUGCCAGGAAAAAUGUACAAAGGGGUCUCUUUUGCUGGAGGCUCCCAGCAGGGUGAGGCUGUAUUGGUACAGCACAUCAGCUCAUCACCUGGGCGUUACUCCUGCUCCAUGCUCAGUUCUGCACUGAGCUCCAGAUCAGCUCCUGCUGCACAGCAGGUCUCUGGGGCAGCUGGGUGCAGGCAGCCAGGCUCUGGGACAUGCUGUCAGUCCCUGCACAGGCAGGGCUUAUGGGUCUGGGAUCCUCAGUUCUUGUCAGUCAGAGCUGUGGGCAUGAGAAGCAGUGACCUGCUGCUGCUGUGGGACUGCCUUCUCCUCCCUGCACUCCAUCUCUGUGCCCCUUGCCAGCUCAGGAGAGGGAGUUUGGCCUUGGUGCUCCUCUUGAUGCAACUGUAGUGCCAGAACCUGGCUCCAAAGCUGCCUGUGGUGAACCCAAAGCUGGUGAGGCACAGGGGGACCAGCACCUUGCCUACCUGAGGCACUGCAGCAUGGGGGGAUGGCAGGAGCUGCAGGUCACUCAUGGCCACCUGUGUUGGCUCUGAGCACGGUGGGAGGAAGAUGUGACAGGCAUUGCAAGCAGCCCCUCCGGCUGGCCAGGUGUCUCUGUGACCUGCAAUAACUCAGCUGUCCCCUGGCAUCGUGACUGUGUGGGAUGUUGUAAGGAAACACACUUGAUGCUGCAGGAUAUGGCUUUCAGAUGUUACAGCCAUUUCCCCUGCCUGGGGACAGACACAUGGACACCAUGGAGGGAGCACGGCCCUGCUUUCCCCUGAGAUAACCCUGGCUGGGCACUGCCAGCUCAGGUCAGUGCUGGGGCCAUGGGCAGAGUCCCUGUGGCUGUGACAAGUCCCAGCCCUUGGGUUACACACAGGUGGCGACGCCCAGCCCGGCAAGUGGCUUCAUCUAUAACGGGGAGAGCUGCUGACCCAGGGCCGUGUGUGGCCACCAGGGACAUCUCUGCCAUCUGCUAAGCUCGCACCAAAGUGGGGUGACCCUGUGGCUCCUGCUGCUUCCUAACCGGGGCAAACCCCCUGUGCAUCCCCCACCGACCUGGGUCCGCUUCUCUACCCGCUGCUUCCAGCAAGAUCCCAGAUAGGGAAGGAGCAGCAAAGAGAUGACUUUGGGAAUCUGUCCCUGUGGGUAGCCUGAACAAACCCCGAGGCAGCAGCGAGGAGCAGCCCCUCCGCCCGCCGAGGCAUCCACCGAGCCGUGCUGUGCCCGCUCCCCCCGGCGCCGUGCGGGGCUCCUGUGCCUGCGUGAGCCCGUGUGCGCGGAGGCACUCACCAGCCUAUAAAUCUGCUGCCAGGGCUCUUUCCGAACUUCAGCACGUUUCCCGGGGGAAGAGUUAAGAUGCUGCUUGUGCGUCACUGGCCGCAGCGGGCUGCCCGCCGGGGCUGAGCCGGUUCUCCCGCAUCUGCCCCGCAGCUCCAUCCCGCAGCUCCGUCCCGCCGGGCUCCGCCGCUCCCAGCGCAGCGCUCACGGUACGUGCUCGGGGAACAUCCUCCCUCUGCUCCGCGAUGCUAGGAGGUGCAUCGGCUGACGGAUGAGGGGGUAUUCCAGCGUUUUCCCUUCUUUUCUCUUUUUAAUAAAAUACUCGGCUUUUGCAGCGCCAAUUUUUCUUUUCCACCUAAAUCGUUAGGAUUUCUCAACAAUGCUUUAAAGUCUUGCCGUGAGUUUCUUUAUCUGUGUGAGGUUUCUGUUUGUGCUGGGGAUUUAUUCAACAAACCAAACUCCUGGGAAGUUACAGGGCAGGCGGCUGCAGUAACUCUCAACAUACUCCUAACUAACCCCUGUGCCACAGGUAUGUGCCAUAAGUGAAAAAAUGGGGGAGACUUACUACUGAUUUUAUCUUUUUAAAAAACAAACAAGAAAAUCAAUUCCCCAGGCAUAUCCCUGACAGUCCUGGGGAGUUUGCUCUGAUAAAUAAUGUUAUUAAAGAGAUAAAUUUUAAAUAUUACUAUUUUUAAUAGGGUAAAACUACUAUUAUCAAUAGGUGAAAAGAAAAUUUGUUUCCACCUUAUUUUGGGCAAUGGUGCUGGCAUGGUGUUUGCAACCCUGAGUGGUGCCUGUGCUGUUUUCUCUCCUAGAUCUGCACACCAGCAGCAGGGACCAGCAAUCCCCCUUGUCCUUGCUUACCCCCGUGCAGGAGCAGAACUCCACCGGCUGUUCCCAGCGAGGGCGGGCUGGCAUGGCCAUGCUCCAGCUGCACCUGUACCUCACGGCCCUGGGCUGCUGGGUGACACAGCUGUCCAGCUCCCUGCUGCUGCCCAACGCCACCGAGCUGCUGUCCCCGCCCGCGGGCGCGGCCGCGGGGCUGCUCCGGGCCGAGGGGGUCCCGCGGGGCCGGCGGAAGAGAUUCCUGUCCCCCCAGGACAUGGGUGUGAUCCUGGACUACCACAACCAAGUGCGGGCACAGGUGUCUCCACCCGCUGCCAAUAUGGAAUACAUGGUGUGGGAUGAGCGUUUGGCCAGGGCAGCGGAGGCGUGGGCUGCGCGCUGCCUGUGGGACCACGGCCCCCCCGAGCUGAUGAAAUAUGUGGGACAGAACCUCUCCAUCCAGUCGGGCAGGUACCGCUCUGUGCUGGACAUGGUGAAAUCCUGGCACCAGGAGAAGCAGCACUACUCCUUCCCCCAGCCCCGGGAGUGCAACCCCCGCUGCCCCUCCACGUGCAGCGGCUCCGUCUGCAGCCACUACACACAGAUGGUGUGGGCAACCUCGAGCCGCCUGGGCUGUGCCCUGGGCACCUGUGCCAUCGUGCGGGUGUGGGGCAGCACGUGGCGCCAUGCCAUCCUCCUGGUCUGCAACUAUGCCAUCAAGGGUAACUGGCUGGGGGAAGCGCCCUACAAGGUGGGGCGGCCGUGCUCAGCCUGCCCCCCCAGCUACGGCGGGGGCUGCUCCAACAACAUGUGCUUCAGUGGAGUCAAAUCCAACCAAGUCAGCUGGUUCUAGGGCUGCAGCCCCACGAGGAGCCCUGGCAAUGGAGAUGGGGUGAACAACAAUUAUUUAUAACACUGACCCCCCCCAGCAGCCUGGCUGUCCAACCUGCUUCAUCCUAAUGGCACGUAGGAAAAUGCUUUUCUAACACAUCUCCAGCAGUGCUGUCUGGCUGCUUCCCACUUUGGGGGAACUACAGACAGUGCAGGUCCCUAUUUUCUGAAAUGGGGAUGGUUUUGGGGUGCAUGGAGGGAGUGGGGCUGGCUGGCAUGGUCCCUGCUCUGCAGACUCAGAGGGUCUUCCCCUCGGUGCUAAGGCUGGUUCCAAGAUGUAAGUGUUCCAAGAUGUUUCCCUCGUGGUAAGCUGGAUAAGUGGGGAGCCCUGAACAUGCUCCUGCUUCACAGCAGCCCCUCUGACUGUGGAGCCCCCAGCUCUGAGCCCCCAAUAAAGCAGCCUGGAGAUCCCCAUGCUUGUGUUGGUUCUCCCUCACUCGCAGCCUGAAGCCUCGGGGUAACACCGAGCCAGUGACUCUGCUCUGGUUUUGGGGGUAAGCAGCAAAGGGGGGGGCAGAUGCCCUCAGUGGGGCCACGGGCUACGGGCACAGGAGAUGCCUGGGCGCUUUGCUCCAUCGUGUGGGAGAAGCCAGCACUGCUGGGACACGGGCUGGUGGUGACGCUGAAGGGCCACACACUCAGCGUCCCGCCCAUGCUGUCCCACACCAUCCCACUGCUCUACCUCACCCACAGUGCCACUGAGCACCCCAAUAUCCACACCCCUCCCUCUCCAGAACCUCUCAGCACUCAGAAAACUCAGGGAUUCCUGAAUUACAAGUCCUUGGAUCUGAGCAUCCAGCUGUGGAUUCCCGUGCUGCAGACUUCUGCGUCCAGCAGCACUCUCUUCACUGCAUGCUCCCUUGGGAUGUGCUUUUCCAUUCCGGAGGAGCAGAUAUCCCUAAUUUGGCCCCCUCAGGGCUGCAGGCUUUCAAUAGCUGAGGUGUUGAGGGGAUCCUAAGACUGGACCCCUCUGUGCUUCCUCCAGCCUGGUCUCUUCCUGCGAUGUACAGGAGAUAUGGAAGGCUCUGUGCUGAUGGAUAAUCAUUUUUUCAGCUUCAGCUCUGGAUUCCCCACGUCCUUGGUGUCCUCUCAGCAACACUUGUUGCACAUGGCCCUGCUGGCAUCAGCACAGCCCCUGGCAGCCCAGACUGCUCCUGACAUGGAGCCCCCACUGGCACAGGGGCUGCCACAGUCUCAUGGGGAGCCCAUCUGCACAUCUGCUACCAUGAGGUCCUGGAUGCAGCAGUCCCAGAGGGAACACAGAUGACCAUAAGUGGCUGUGGCACCUUGAGAUUUGGGGAACAGAGAGAGACAGGGACGAGCUGCAAGCACCCUGUGCUCAGAGUAUCACCCUGCAUCCACCACAGCAUCCCCAGGCAACCUCUCUGGUUUGGCACCAGGCAGACAAACCCCGACUCGUGGCCUGGGCAUUUUUCCCCUCGUGCCUCAGGCAGGCUCUGCUGUGCCCUUGCCAGUCCCUACACUUGUCCCACAGCCCCUUGCCCCCCAUGCCGUGUUUUCCCUUUGCAGUACACAGUCUCAUACCUGGUUU
This is a messenger RNA of Zonotrichia albicollis (white-throated sparrow), 4969 nucleotides long. Lineage: Eukaryota; Metazoa; Chordata; Aves; Passeriformes; Passerellidae. The record is from RefSeq and is a predicted model, not a curated record.